UAUAGCUGAACAUCUGUAAAACUUUUAAAGUGGCAAUUUUAUAUUAUAUGAAAAGAAUACCUUAAUUAGUAUCAAUUAAGUAUAUAAAAUCAAACUUAUCCUUUUUUAAAAUUAUAUUAUAUUAUAUGCAAUCAUUUAAUUAAGGAAGACGAGAAAGUAUUUUCUUGUCAGAGGAUAUUUAUUAAUAAUCUAUAAAUAAACAUAAUUUUUAGUUGAUUAAUAAGCUGCACGACUAUGGCUACACGAAAGAGAAGUGGCUCUGGUUCUAAAAGACAUUUAAAAGAGAAAGUCGUACAGAUAUACGAAUCAUUCUUUAGAGGCGAAGACUUAACAAGUGAUAACCCAACAUUUUGGGAUGAGUUUUUUCUGUUAAAACCUAAAAUUCCUCAGCUUGAAGCUGAAAUACAUAAGCUGUCCGCUGAACAACUAACCAAUUUAAAAGACAAUAUCAAUUUAUUGGUUCUACAAUGCAUAGAAAUGUUGGGACAAGAACAUCACAUAAGGUUGGUGUAUGCACUGCAGACGUUCAGUGCAAUAUUGACUACCAUGUAUCAAAGAGCGGGGCAAGAUGCUACUCUGAAUAUCAAGACUAUUUUAUUAGGAACAGAUACUGCAAAUGCAAAAAUGCAGAAACUAUUAGAACACUGCAGUACAGUGUUAUCAGGUGAUGUACCGGAUAGCUUGAAAUCAAUGGUGCUGAAGUUACUAUUAAUAAUUGCAACCGGAAUAGAUAAUAUUGAUGACAACCCACUGGUGGAAUAUUUAAUGCUUCAUUCGUUGUUUGAGCCUCUGAUACAGUUACUGUGUACAGCGACCGAAAGACAGCAACAUGGGUAUGACGUCGUACUGCUCCUGAUGUUCCUAGUUAAUUAUAAAAAGCAAGAAUCUGCGAAUCCCUACGUCGUGAAACUGUCGAUACUUGACGAUGAACUGGCCCUAAAUGGAUACGGUCAAGUAAUUAGAGCGGCAUUGAACGACUUCGUGAUGUCAACAUUCGGAGGAAUGCAGGCGAGUGGUGGCGGGUGGCUGUCAUCUCUAACGAGUAUGGUGGGAGGUAUAUUUCUCACCAGCGACGAUACGCAGCCAGUGGUUAGAGGACAAAGAAAUAGUGGCGGCGAGGAGGGCAUGCUGCUGGCGCUGUACGAGGCGUCUCACCUGAACCGCAACUUUAUGACGACGUUGGCGCAUUCGUCGUCCGCAGCCGCUUCCUCGGCGCCCCCCUCCCCACCACACACGCUCCCCCCGCACCAGAGCCCACCUAACUUAGCACAGAUUCAAGCGCUUGACAAUGAUCAGCCAACAAACCUACUAGUCACGUUCUUUCAAUACUGUUCCAUAGUGAUGGCUGACACGCGAACAGAGGCCAGCAUCAAUAAGUGCAGCCUGUGUUUCAUCACACUCACUUGUAUUGUUGAGGAACAGUUUGCAAAUUCUAUAAUGCAUGAUCAAAAUCUUACGUUUAAGGUCCAACUGUACAGGCUACCAAUGCGUCACAGAAAAAUAGUUCCUGAAGAACCUCCGUCACAACCUCUCGCUUCGACGCUCAUCGAGCUGCUGGUGGAGUUCAUGAUGUGCCACCUGCUGAAGAAGUUCCCGGGCGCGCUGUACGAGCUGUGCGUGGGCGUGCUGCUGCGGCUGCUGAGCUACCAGAAGCGCUGCCGCGUGCGGCUGGCGCGCGACUGGCGGCCGCUGUGGGCCGCGCUCAUCGCGCUGCUCAAGUUCCUCGUGGCGCACGAGGCCGCGCUGCUGCGCCGCCACAACGUCUUCGUCAUGGCGCAGCAGGUUGUUAACAUAUUCAACCUGUUCAUCACGUUCGGGGACACGUUUCUGCCGACGCCGUCGUCGUACGAUCAGCUGUACUACGAGUUGAUCCGGAUGCAUCAAGUUUUUGACAAUCUAUUUUAUAUGGCGCUCCGCUACUCGACGGCGGCGGGCGAGUACAAGGCGGAGGCGCUGCGGCUCGCCAACUGCCUCGUCAACGUGCGCGCCAUCAUCCAGCACUUCUCGCCCAAGAUCGAGGCGUGGCUGGCCUCGCAGAGCCUCUCCACGCCCACCGAGGACCAGAACACGACGCGACGUCACGGCCGGCAGAUCCUCGAGGUGGUCCGCAAGAACUACGACAGCCUGAUCCUGAAGCUGCAGGAGGGGCUGGAGGCGUACGAGCGCUACGACGAGCGCGCGCAGCGGGCGCUGCUGCUGCGCCUCGCGCGCGCCGCCGCCGCCGCCGCGCGCGCGCGCUCCGACGCCGCCGCGCUGCGCCUGCACUCCGCCGCGCUGCUGCACCACUACACGGCGCUCGCCUAGCGCCCUAAUACUCAUAUCACUUUCACGAUCCUUGUCCGUUCUGCUGCAUUUUAAUAUUUAUUUUACCAAAACCUUAACCGAUUGAGACGCUGACGAUACCCGAUGACCUUCGACGUUCCGAUAUUUUAACCGUGUGGUUAACCAGUAUAUUAUUUACAUUUAUUACUAUAUCCGAUAAAGCGAAAGAGAAGAGUUUGUUUAUUAAUUUGAUAACUAUAUGUUGAUAAAUACAACAUAUUACAAAAAACACAAUUUUCAAAGAACAACAACGUCCCCUCUCCCCGCACAGUCCCCUUAGACUUCAGUCUUUAUUCAGCAUUUCUUGGUUAAUAAUUUUGCAAAUGAAUAAUUCGGGACGGCAACGCUCGACCUAUUUUGGCCAUAAGUUACAUAUAUGUAUAUUAUGAUGUUGUAAAUUAUUAAAUG
Messenger RNA from Vanessa atalanta (red admiral), 2730 nucleotides. RefSeq names its product armadillo-like helical domain-containing protein 3. Lineage: Eukaryota; Metazoa; Arthropoda; Insecta; Lepidoptera; Nymphalidae. Gene Ontology annotation, biological process: regulation of Golgi organization. The coding region runs from base 235 to 2304 and encodes 689 amino acids. The record is from RefSeq and is a predicted model, not a curated record. Gene Ontology annotation, cellular component: cytosol. The transcript is spliced from 13 exons.